CUGCCACUCUCUCCUCCUCCACUGAUCCUCCACGCAGCCAUGGCGCUCCGCACGCUGGCCUCCAGGAAAACCCUAGCCGCCGCCCGCCCGCUGGCGAGAGGGGUGACGACCUUCACGCUCCCGGACCUCCCCUACGACUACGGCGCGCUGGAGCCGGCCGUCUCCGGGGAGAUCAUGCGCCUGCACCACCAGAAGCACCACGCCACCUACGUCGCCAACUACAACAAGGCGCUCGAGCAGCUCGACGCCGCCCUCGCCAAGGGGGACGCCCCCGCCGUCGUCCACCUCCAGGGCGCCAUCAAGUUCAACGGCGGAGGUCACGUCAAUCAUUCCAUCUUCUGGAACAACCUAAAGCCUAUCAGCGAGGGUGGUGGCGAGCCACCGCAUGGGAAACUUGGUUGGGCCAUCGAUGAGGAUUUUGGUUCAUUUGAGGCACUUGUAAAGAAGAUGAACGCUGAGGGUGCAGCUUUACAAGGAUCUGGAUGGGUGUGGCUAGCUUUGGAUAAAGAGGCAAAAAAGCUUUCCGUGGAAACAACUGCUAACCAGGACCCUCUGGUAACAAAAGGGGCCAAUUUGGUUCCUUUGUUGGGCAUUGAUGUCUGGGAGCAUGCCUACUACCUGCAGUACAAGAAUGUCAGGCCAGAUUACCUGAGCAACAUCUGGAAGGUGAUGAACUGGAAAUACGCUGGAGAGGUGUACGAAAAUGCGGCUGCUUGAUAUUUCUGAAGGCGAUGCUUGUGGUCUUUUCACCUAGUGCUGCCAUGAAUCUCUGUAUGCAAUAAAAUGGGCCUGUUCCAUUACUGGACCUUCUGUACAUUUGCAUAGAGGUGGACAAAUGAAUAACAUAAUGCCUGUCGGUUUUGCUGCUGUACUUUCUUUGCUGC
This is a messenger RNA of Oryza brachyantha (malo sina), 884 nucleotides long. Its product is annotated as superoxide dismutase [Mn], mitochondrial. The record is from RefSeq and is a predicted model, not a curated record. Lineage: Eukaryota; Viridiplantae; Streptophyta; Magnoliopsida; Poales; Poaceae. Gene Ontology annotation, biological process: superoxide metabolic process. The transcript has 6 exons. Gene Ontology annotation, molecular function: metal ion binding; superoxide dismutase activity. The coding region runs from base 40 to 717 and encodes 225 amino acids. Gene Ontology annotation, cellular component: mitochondrion.